AUGCCGGUGGCGGGCUUCCCUGUGGUGCCACCGAGUGCCGAGGGCUUGGCCGAAGAGCCCCUCGCAAAGCUCAAGGAUGCACUGGGAGCAGAGGUGGGUGCUGGGGCGCUUGCAGGCGCGGCUCAUCUGGUGCUGCGAAGAGGCAGGUGCGUGCUGGCACACUCUGACGGCUUUGCGAACGUGCGCGCGAAGCAGCCCUUUGGACUCCGCACGCUCUGCCGCCUGCAUGGCUGCACAAAGCCGCUGGUGGCUGCAGCCUUCCUUACUCUCGUUGACAAGGGCAAGGUAAAGCUGGCAGAUCCGAUCGGCAAGUACAUCAGCUUCUCGGGGGAGGUAAGCGGGAAGGGGCGUGGAAAGAGACAGAGAUUGAAGGCUCGCAAGGUUAAAGUUCAACCAACUCUCCGGCAUCUUCUCACGAUGACGGCUGGACUCCAGUAUCAG
Molecule: messenger RNA, 441 nt
Organism: Symbiodinium necroappetens
Lineage: Eukaryota; Dinophyceae; Suessiales; Symbiodiniaceae
Source: the annotation of a GenBank genome assembly